CACACACACACACACAGGGAAGGAGGCAAAUGUCGAGGAGUGGCUGCUCAUAAAAGGAGUGACAAAAAAAGCAGGCGACUGCAUUUGUGACUCAACACUCCCACGUGCAGAGUUUCACUAGCUGUUAGAGAAUGUACGGGAACAACCAAGGGAAUCAGUACCCUCAGGGCUACCCCAACCAGCCUGGGGGAUGCCCGCAAUAUCCUCCUGGAGGAUACCCUCAGUAUCCACCAGGUGGCUGUCCUCCUCAGCCCUGCUGCACACCUUGCUGUGAAUCGGGUCAUGGACAUGGGCAUGAUCAUGGGCAUGACCAUGAUCAUGGGCAUGGGCAUGGCCAUGGUCAUGAUCAUGGCCAUGGUCAUGAUCAUGGGCAUGGCCAUGAUCAUGGGCAUGGGCAUGGCCAUGGGCAUGAUCAUGGGCAUGGCCAUGGACAUGGACAUGAUCAUGGACACGGGCAUGGGCAUGGUGGUCAUUGUCAUGGCAAACACAAGCACAAGCAUGGCCACAAGCAUGGCAAGUGCCACAAGAAAGGAAAGGACUGCCAUGGGUCAUCCAGCAGUUCCUGCAGCAGCGACUCUGACUAGAUGAAAUCCCCCAAGAUGCCAGCAGAAAUGUGAAGGAUACCCCAAAAAUAAACAUUGGAAGAUAAUGAGGUUGCGCUUAACUCUCCUGUUAUGUUUUUUUCUUUGGUACACCUAAAUAUUUCAAUGUGACCCACUGUAUGUUUAACCAUUAAAAAAAACUACAAUGCCUCAUAUUUACAGUGUUAUAAUUAAAUAAAUAAAAACAAUAUUUUCUA
Messenger RNA from Phyllopteryx taeniolatus (common seadragon), 799 nucleotides. RefSeq names its product kininogen-1-like. Bases 132 to 584 code for a protein of 150 amino acids. Lineage: Eukaryota; Metazoa; Chordata; Actinopteri; Syngnathiformes; Syngnathidae. The record is from RefSeq and is a predicted model, not a curated record. The transcript is spliced from 4 exons.